Messenger RNA from Caretta caretta (loggerhead turtle), 3180 nucleotides. The record is from RefSeq and is a predicted model, not a curated record. Lineage: Eukaryota; Metazoa; Chordata; Testudines; Cheloniidae.
AUGAGUCGUUGUUACAAAUCUCCAGCACCAAUUCCGUUUACACGUGCCCAUGAGACACAUCCAACGUUCUGCUUCAAGGCUCUCUCAUCCCCGCCCCUCUCCAGCCGUUCAGUAUGUAAAGAUGAAGGCUAUCAAAAGUUUUUGACUUUGGCAGUAAUCAGUAAAUCAGAGGUCGAUGCUUUUACUCAGCAGCCUUUAAAUACAAUGAGUGAAGGAGAUGCCAUUUCCCUCAGUAAUGCUUCUCUGCAGUUGACCCACCGAGAUUCUCUUAAUGUUGAAAGCAGCAGUACAGCUUCAGAGAUCUCUCAGGAUGAAAUACAGAAUGCGAGGAGGAAAGGGAAUCCUGGCUGUAGACUCUACAAAGGAGAUCAUCUUUUUGAGCCAGAGUUGGAAAAUUUGAUAUACAAUUUUGAAGACUCUUCACAGAAAGUCUUGACACAAUUAUGUGAUACAAGAACAUGCCUUAGCAACAAGGACUCUCUGUAUGUAGCAGACUGGAAGGAAUCCUCAGAUAAUGAAAGAAUAUUCUUCCCCAGGGAGGAAUCAUUAUCCAAAGAAGAAUCAACACAACACAGCAAAAUGCUGGAUUGGUCAAAGGAAAGCUCCAUUACUGGAAAAGACUUAAUUAAAAAAGCAUCAUGGGAAACUGAGAAUGAGGAAGUUUCACUGGCAAAAGAAUUGUUACCUCUGGAAGAUGAUCCAUUUGUGAUAAUGGGGGAGUCAUUGCUGGAGUGCAUUGUUAAGGAAUCCCCCAUAAAAGAAGUGUCCUAUUUUCUCACUCGACCCACAGGCUCUUUAAUUAAGAAAAAUCCGUGUUUUGUUACUGAAGAAUUAUCUUUCAGAGAGGACAACUUUAACUUGACUGGCAAAGCAGCCAGUCAUGAAGAAAAUAUGACAGCCACUGAACAACAUGUUGACUGUGCAGAGAAUUUGAAGGAUAUUUCUCCAGUCUCUUUGGAUGAAAACAUUGAAUAUAUUCGAGCUCUGAUGAAAUCAAAUAGACUCAUGAAAGAAAAUAUCAAGAGCAACUUAUCACAUUGUUGCAACAAAGAGGAAAGUGUUGGCGGCAGCCUUCUGUCUGAGUCUGUUGUGGUUGUCCCCCAGGGAGCAUGUAUAUCUGAGAAGUCUUUAUUCCAGUCUUCUGAGAAGUCACUCAACGGCCAAGAAGAAUGCAAGCAAGGGGACAGAGGAAUUCUCCCAUCUUAUAGUACAAGAAGUCUCUGCCUGAGUCCCUAUGAAGCAUCCUUCAAUAUGUAUGAGACAAAAAACUCAGCGCUUGGCCCAGAGAAAUGGCUAUUUCAGGUGGGGGAUGUGGACUUGAAUGAGGUAAUCAAGGGAUUAGAACAGGACCAGCAAAUGCAGCAAAACCAAAUCAUGGAUCUUCAGUAUGAUAAUAUUUUUUUGGAGAAGAAGAUUAAAGAAAUAGAGAAGCUGCUGCUUGAAGAGGGGAGUAUGGAUUUGGAUGAGGUCAUGAAGAAAGUAGAACAGGACCAGAAGAAACAGCAUACCCAAAUCAUGGAUCUUUACUAUGAUAACAUUUCUCUGGAGACUAAGAUUAAACAGCUAGAGGUGGAAAUUGUCCAGCAGCAGCAUUUUAUAGACACCAUAAAGAAGCUGAAGAAGAACAUCGAAGAUCUAAUUGAAGCAAAGGACAAGAUCACUGUGGAGAAGACUGAGACUGACAGCUGCCUGAAGAAUGUGCAGGAGGCUUUAUCCAGUGCCAGGGACCAUCUUGAGGAAGCUGGGGCUGAAAGAAAAGCCCUUCUGCUGCAGCUGGAAAAACUUAAAACUGAUUAUAGUCUCCUUCAGGAAAAGCAUGAGGCAGAGAUGGAGCAGAAGACCAAAUCUACGACCCAGUGCUUACAGAUGGAUCAGACGAUACGCAGGAAAGAGCAAGAAAUACAAGAGCUGCGGCAUCUUAAACAAAAACUGGAUCAUGAGGUCAAGACUGCCACUUCCACCUUGCACAGACUUAGGGAAGAAAAGGAGAAUGCAGAGAAACAACUCCUGUCCCUUCAGGCAGAACUUCAGAGACAGAAAGACGACUGGCUGGCAGAAAGGCAGCAGUUGGAGUCCAGAUAUAACAAGCUGGUUGCUCAGAUUAAAAUCUUGCAAACAGAAUCUGAAAACGAGCGGGCUGAGACAGAGAAAAUGCAACAACGGAUCAGUGCAUUCAAAAUAGAGAACCAAGAGCUUCAGCAACAGGUAGCGAAAGACAGAGAGCAAAAUCGUUUUCUCCAGCUUGAAACUGACAGGUGGAAAGAACAGUAUGACAAAAUCAGGGAGUCACAAAUAGUAAAGGAGCAGAUGCAGUAUCAAAUGAUCCAGAGGCUCGGACAUAAAAUUGGCAUACAGAAGGAAGAACUAAGGAAGAAAGAAGAAGAAAUAGAGUGGAAGAUGCACAUUCUGAGGAGGUUUCUUCUGGAUAUGAAGUCGAUGCAUUCUGAUUUAAUCCAGAAAAACCUCCACAGCGAAGAAGACCAUUUCAGUUCUCCAUAUGUGCAGCGAGCAUCCCAGCUUCUAUCUAAAAUUCGCAGCCUUCUGUCCCUCACAGAGGGACUACUUACCUGCCAGGACAUGGAUUCUACCAUCGAAUAUUCCAAGAAGAGUGAAAUUAUUACUGAAUUGGGAGAAAAAAUGAAGAACGUCACCCUUAAAAAGAAAACCUUGGAGAAAGAGGAUGCAGGUGCUGGUCAAGAGGAAACUGGGAGUGGCACAGAACUGCUUGAUUUGCUGAGAACAAAACUGGGUGAAUACCAUAAGCAAAGUGAUGACCUCCAUUGCCAGAUUACAAAACUGGAAAACCAUCUGGCGCUAAAGGAAGAAGAAUGUAAGAGACUCACAGGAGAAAAUGAGAAGCUUCAAGGAGAUUUGGGUAGCUUGACAUGCAAGGUAACAUCAUAUGAGGAAAUUAUUGAAUGUGCUGACCAAAGGCUUGAGAUAGCAAGUUCCCAGAUAUCAUAUUUAGAGAAAAGAAACAAGCAUCUGGAAGACUUAAUAAAGAAGUUCAGAAUGAAAGCCAGAAAGCUGAGGCAAAGAUGUUGGUCUGCUUUUCCAAAAGCCACGACUGAGGGUCAAGAUGUUCAAAAAUCAAAUGGAAACAAUGUAGAUUCUAAAGAACAGAAGAUGAAAUAUUCUCUCUAUCACUGUCAGAGCAGUAAAUUGCAUGUGUUCAAGUGA